Molecule: messenger RNA, 225 nt
Organism: Emiliania huxleyi CCMP1516
Lineage: Eukaryota; Haptophyta; Isochrysidales; Noelaerhabdaceae
Exons: 2
Biological process (GO): protein catabolic process; proteolysis
Source: RefSeq, a predicted model, not a curated record
AAGUUCAAGCUGCUGCUUUUUAACGACACGAUGAACAAGCGCGAGUACGUGGCGCGUAUCCUGCAGCAGUCGGUGCCUGGCCUGACGGCCGCAGACGCGUACUUGAUCAUGCAAAAAGCCCACAAGAGCGGGAUGGCGGUGGUGGGAGUCUUUGAGCUGGCCGAGGCGUACUGUGACCUCCUCAAAGCGGGCGGCCUCAUCGCCUCUGUCACCGAGGAUGAGUGA